CCUCAGCGUUCCUCCUCCUGUGAACCGAGCGGAAAGCAAACGCUCGUCACGUCGUUUCUCUGUCAUCAAACGUCUGUGAAUCUAAACUGAACAAACUCGCGGGUGUCGCCAUGUCCGCGCGUGGAACGUUUGUCUGCGUUAAAUCGCGUUUCUUCACCUUUUCUACAAGUUUCCACGCGAUAUGAAGGCAACGCGCGUGAUUCGUGUGUCUCAGAUUUGUGCGCUGAAUCAUCGCUGAAGACGCGGAGUUCGCGUGGAAUCAAGAAGUAAAUAACGUCCAUUUAUUGUUUGUUUGUUUUUUUAGCUGCGACUUCACUCGAGUUUUGUGAUUCUGAUUUAAAAAAAUGGCGUUUUUCGUGAAGAAGAAGAAAUUUAAGUUCCAGACUCAUCUGACGCUGGAGGAGCUCAGCGCUGUGCCUUUUGUUAACGGAGUUCUCUUCUGUAAACUCCGGCUGCUCGACGGAGACUUCGCCGCUACUUCAUCCAGAGAGGAAGUUCAGGAAAACUGCGUUCGCUGGAGGAAGAGAUUUACGUUUGUGUCCAAACUGAGCGCCAACCCUCACACCGGCGUCCUGGAUCCGUCUGUGUGCAGAGUGUCCGUCAGGAAGGAACUCAAAGGAGGAAAAACGUACUCCAAGCUGGGCUUCGCUGACCUCAACAUGGCGGAGUUUGCCGGCUCUGGCUCCACAGCUCGCUGCUGCCUCCUGGAGGGCUACGACACCAAGAACACGCGCCAGGACAACUCCAUCCUCAAGGUGAUAAUCUGGAUGACUCUGCUGUCUGGAGAUCCCUGUUUUAAAACAGCUCCCAGCUCAGCAAAGUCCAUCUCUGUCCCAGGACGAGGACACACCCUGCAGCUGGACUGUAAGGGGGAGGGGACAGCGGAACCUGCUCCUGCUGUCUCACUGGGUCGAUCUGCUAAGCCACGCCCCUCCAUCAUCAGCUCAGGUCUCCUCGAUGAAUCAGAGAUGAACCACAACCAGAACCAGUCUGGAUCUGCAGAAGUCUUCCAGUCUGGUCACUCUCGAAACUCCAGCUACGCCAGCCAGCAAAGCAAGAUCUCAGGCUACAGCACCGAGCACUCUUGCUCGUCCAGCCUGUCUGACCUCACUCACCGCAGGAACACGUCGACAGGAAGCAGCACCUCCGGCCAGUGCUUCACUGACUCACCAGCAGAGGGCGACAAGGACGCCGGACGUCCUGAGAGACCGCUCCGACCCCCGCGGCCCGUCUUACCCCCCAACAGACCGUCCAGGAGGAAACAGGACUCGGUGGAGAAUCAGCCGACCUGGGUCAACGACACCCGCAUGGACGCCGACGACAUCGUGGAGAAAAUCGUCCAAAGCCAGAACUUUGCUGACACCAACCACACUGAAGACAGUAACCUGCGUCUGUUUGUGAGCAGAGACGGGAGCACGUCUCUCAGCGGCAUCAGACUGGGAGACAGAGUGUCUGCAGGUGGAUACGAGCCCGUCGUCAUAGAGAUCCACUAAAGAAAAGGCGGGAAGUGUCACACGUGUGUGGUCAGCUGGUCUGAACGCUGUGACAGGAAGAAGAAAAAGAACAAACAACUCAUCCGUUUGCACUGUGUGUGUGUGUGUGUGUGUGUGUGUGUGGGGUGGUUUACAGACAUCAGUUUCCUGGUGGAAAAGUGGCUAAACUGAGUGUUCAUGUGUUUCACUGAGAGU
This is a messenger RNA of Solea senegalensis (Senegalese sole), 1688 nucleotides long. RefSeq names its product family with sequence similarity 102 member Aa (gene eeig1a). Bases 345 to 1493 code for a protein of 382 amino acids. The transcript has 11 exons. The record is from RefSeq and is a predicted model, not a curated record. NCBI's taxonomy places the organism in Eukaryota, Metazoa, Chordata, Actinopteri, Pleuronectiformes, Soleidae.